UUUAGUUCUCUAUGCCUCUAUCGCAGUAUCGCUCAGACGCUCACUGCCUCACUCUCUGCCCUCACUCCAUUCUCUAACCCAGACGAGCAAGACGAUCGAAAGAUUCAAAACCCAGACGAGCAAGACGUUCGCACUCAAAGAUCGGACGAUCACCCCGACGAGCAAGACCAUUGCGUCUUCGAUUUGCUAUCUGGACCCCAGUCUUCGACCACCAACAAUCCGUCUUCUUGAAGGCAGAGGCCGACCUGGAAAGCAGGUGCGGGCGUGCAGCUAUCGGAGUCCAAGAUCCGACAACUAUCGGAGUCCGGAAAGCAGGUGCAGGUGCAGGCUCUGUUUUGAGAAAUUUGUGAUUCUGUGCAGCCAAAACUGGGCAGUUAGCAUGUACCUAGAGCAGUAAACCCAGUUUUUACAGAAUAGCAAUAACGGCGAGCAUAGGAGCGUCACAAUUGGAAUUGAAGCUACGGGCCACCAAUACAAGUCGCUUCGAGGCCUGAAGAGCGGUGCCAAGAUCGGAAAUCCACGGCUCUGCUCUCUCUGGAGCAUGAAGAAGAAGUGGAAGCAUCCAAGGGUGGAAAUUCGAGUCCUUUGAAGUUUCCUAAUCUCCCCCGAACAAAUGAGUCAAUAGCGCGAUUCUAAAGGCUCCGCUGCCGCUGACGAACUUUCCAGCGCAGACGACGUCGUUGACGAGUUGAAGAAGCUCCGACGCGCCGCCAGCAAGCUCCACCGCAAGGCUAGGCUCUGUACGGAGUUCAACUCCGGUAGCUCCAACCGGAGCUUCAUUUUACCCAGGAAAAGAAUCCAAGUUUCUUCAGUCUGAUUAGAAUUACCUUACCGAUCAGAUUUGCUCAUACUUGAUUCUUGAAACCUGACUAGAACGAAUUGUCUUUGCCCAUCUCCAACUUGAUCAAUUGAUUGAUCAACCCAGAAGCGAGCUUUACAGAAAAUACCCAGUUGGCCCCCUCAACAAGGAGUGAGCAGAGAGCAAGUAGGAAGGAGAUGAGUGUCUCAGAUCUGCCAAAGAAGGAGGUAAAUGUACUUAAAGGGCAUGAGGGAGCAGUAUUAGCAGCGAGGUUCAAUAAAGACGGAAAUUACUGCCUCAGCUGCGGGAAAGACCGAACCAUACGACUCUGGAACCCUCACCGUGGCAUCCACAUUAAGACCUACAAGUCCCAUGGCCGUGAAGUCCGUGAUGUCCAUGUCACCUUGGACAACUCCAAAUUAUGUUCAGGUGGUGGCGACAGACAAAUCUUCUAUUGGGAUGUGGCAUCUGGUCGAGUCAUUCGAAAAUUUCGGGGCCAUGAUGGAGGGGUGAAUGCUGUGAAGUUCAAUGAGUAUGCAUCUGUUGUAGUCUCAGCAGGAUAUGAUCAGUCAUUGCGUGCUUGGGACUGCAGGUCUCAGAGUACUGAGCCUAUUCAGAUAAUUGACUCGUUUACAGAUAGUGUAAUGUCUGUUUGUUUAACAAAGACUGAGAUAAUUGGUGGAAGUGUUGAUGGUACUGUUCGAACAUUUGACAUUCGUAUGGGAAGAGAGCUAUCCGAUGACUUGGGACAACCUGUGAACUGUAUCUCAAUGUCAAAUGAUGGUAACUGCAUAUUAGCAAGCUGCUUAGAUUCGACUAUACGACUCCUCGACAGGUCUUCCGCUGAAUUACUUCAAGAAUAUAAAGGCCAUACUUGUAAGUCUUACAAAUUGGACUGCUGCCUUACCAACACUGAUGCCCAUGUAAUCGGAGGAUCUGAGGAUGGUUCAAUUUUCUUCUGGGAUCUAGUAGAUGCAUCUGUUGUGUCAAGUAUCCGAGCACAUUCGUCAGUGGUUACAAGUGUCGGUUAUCACCCAAAAGACAACUGCAUGGUUAGUUCUUCUGUAGAUGGCACUAUUAAGGUGUGGAAGACUUGAGAAAGCAACGAUGCAGCUUAACGUGUGCUGCAAUGUGGAUUAACCAUGCCAGACUGAUUCUUGUACGAUUCAAAGGAGAACUGCACAUACCAAGGACCUUGUGCUGAAGCGGAAACUUUCAGAUUAUAGUGAAUUAGUUUGGUGGUACCUGUAGCAUGUUUUUGCAUGGUAUCUUUGAAGGAACUAGAGUACUCUAAUUAGUGUAUGUUAGUUAUCAUAAAGUUCGAGCUUAUUGGGAUAAUAUGUACUUCAUGUUUCUAUUGGAAUUACCCUUGGGAAAUGCUGCUGCCUGAGCUAUAAGAACUUCA
This is a messenger RNA of Rosa chinensis, 2204 nucleotides long. RefSeq names its product WD repeat domain-containing protein 83. The transcript is spliced from 11 exons. Gene Ontology annotation, molecular function: protein binding. Gene Ontology annotation, cellular component: catalytic step 2 spliceosome. Gene Ontology annotation, biological process: mRNA splicing, via spliceosome. NCBI's taxonomy places the organism in Eukaryota, Viridiplantae, Streptophyta, Magnoliopsida, Rosales, Rosaceae. The record is from RefSeq and is a predicted model, not a curated record. The coding region runs from base 997 to 1896 and encodes 299 amino acids.